CUCCUCGGUCACAGAGAGACAGAAGCCUCACUCAUUGAUACUCGCAGACUUUGAGGAACUGAAGAAGGGUAGAGCGACACAUACACCGUCAUAAACACAGUGGGCUGUGAGCUGGGAUGGUGGCGGAGGAGAUUGUGGUCUCCCUCUCAGGAGGAGCUCCGUGGGGCUUCAGACUGCAGGGAGGAGCGGAGCAGGAAAACCCUCUACAGGUGGCAAAGGUACGCAGGCGCAGCAAAGCCUGCAGAGCUGGACUGAAAGAGCAUGAUGAGCUGGUUGCCAUUGGCGACCAUGUGUGUGCAGAGCUCAGUCAUGCUCAGGCCAUGAGCCUCAUAGAUUCUCAGAGCGCAACACUCAGCCUGAGGGUGAAAAGGGCCCACUCUGGAUUCCACUCCUCAUCUUACUCUGGUCACUCUGCAUCACCCCGCACCUCCAUGAGGGUCCUGUCUCCUCCUGUGGCCCCCUUGUCCUCCCACCAUCCCUCCAUCCUCUCCUCCACCGGGAUACCCAAGGGCAUAACUUCCCCUCCAGACAGCGAGGCCUACUACGGAGAAACAGACAGUGACGCAGACACGCAGUCGCUCACUUACCGCCGUCAACGCCGCACGCCUCCUCAUGCACGCUCACCUGCGCGCUAUGACAACCAGGAAGAGGAGGAGACCUCAGAGAUGAGCGGGUAUGAGAGUGCCACAGAUGCGGGGGUUUCCCUGCAGGUGCAAUGGGAUAGUCAGUGUUUGAUUGGAGUCCCUCGCAGAGAGCUGAUCUACCAGACCCCCCAGACAGAGUGGACCACUCCGGUACACACCCCGCACACCCUGACCCCUCACACACUCACCCCGACCCCGGAUCAGGGGCUGGUGGAAGCGGAGGGUGAGGGUGACAGUGGCUUCCAGGAGGCAGGGGGCUGCAUGGGGCUCACCUGCGUGCCCCUGGUGUCACCUGAGAGGGCGAAAGAGGCUCUGAUGUUGGGCUCCAGUAAACAGCUGGUGCCCAUGGUGGGGCUGCAGCAGACCCCCGUCAGUGAUGAGCUCUCCACCACCUACAUGGACAAAGCACGGCAAGCCAAGCUGCAGCGUGGGGAGAGUUUGGUGGAGAAGCAGGUGAAAGAAGCUCGUACCAAAUGCCGCUCUAUUGCCUCUUUGCUGACUGAUGCUCCCAACCCCAACUCAAAAGGGGUUCUUAUGUUCAAGAAGCGCCGGCAGAGGGCCAAGAAGUACACACUGACCUGCUUUGGCAAAGCCGAGGGAGAUAGAGGAGGGGAGACCGAGGGGGAUACAGGAGGGGAGACGGAGGAGGAAGGAGGAAGUUCCAUCCUAAGUGGCUCGGAAGUGGAUGAAGAGGGAUUUUCAGCAUCAUUUGACCCCACGUGGGAUUCUGGAUAUCUGGAUCUGCUGGACAGGAGAAGUUCUGCCUGCCCGUCAACCACAGCAACUACUCCAACAACACCAAAAGCCAAUCACAGCCCAGGGUUGGAAAUCUCAGCCUAUCAGACUCCAGGCCUUGUGUCCCCUGUCAGUCAAACCCCAGGGUUGGAGGGCUCAGUGCAAGAGAGCUCACCCUGUCAGGGUUCAAGGCUGGAGAGCAGCAUCACAAAGCCGCCAACUAGCAACUACCCAGCCCACAUGUCUCCUCCAGCUGUGGCUCAAACCAAUGGAGGGUCAGUAGCUGUUAGUCGGGCAAGCGUUGUUCUGAGUGCACCCUCUCAGACUCCACUUCCAAGUCAAAAUGGUCAACACGGUUCGACCCCGAACCUAAGUCCGAGCCUUGUCACAGACUCAGACCAUCACCUGAACAACUUUGGUUCUAAUCCAAAUGUUUUGAACCGCACCGCACGACCUUUCACCCCUGGCCCGACCCCUUCUCGUGCAUCUGUAACCUCUGUCAUGUUUCGCCCUCCCCAAUCCAAACCCACAAACAUGACCAUGGAAACCAAACCUGUGGCGGCAGUCUCCAUGGUUACUAUACCGCCUACUCGUCAUACAUCAGGGCCAGAUGCGAGAAGAGCAGUGUCUAGCACCUCUCUGUACAUCCCUCCAAGAAAUAAUAACACUCACCCCUCUGUUAACUCCCAUCCCUCAGCUUGCUCGCCUCCCUUCUCUCUGUCUUCUGCACCUUUCUCCCAGCCCCCAGCAAAUGCACACACAUUUUCUCCUCAGCCGGCAGUGCAUGCUUCCCCCGCCACCGCUCUGUCUCCACCUGUAGCCAAAGGAAGCCCAGUCUUUCCAUCACCUGCUCAAACCUUCUCCCCUCCAGCUCCACUUCCAUAUCCCUCUACUCCUGCUCAGACUUACACACCUCCCUCUGCAUGUCUUCCUGCUUUUCCCGUCUCCCCGCAAUAUGCCCCUGACCCAAAUCAAAUCUCUUUCAAUGCCCAGAACACCCAUCAUCCUGCUCCCAUCCAGCCUAGUCCAUCUCCAUCUGUUGACCCUUACCUCAACACGUCAGGUGCAAUGACUCCCAACCCCCAUGUUGCUAUGUCAACGGCUUCACCUCCACAAGCUUCUGCCUCUGAUUCACUUGCAACACGGGAGCAACGCAUCUCUGUCCCCGCUGCUCGCACUGGCAUCCUGCAUGAUGCCCGUCGUCGUAGCAACAACAAGCCGAUGUUUUGCGCAGUCCAGAACAAAGAUGUUAAUCCAAACCCGGAUUUGCUAUCAAUGGUCCAGAACAUGGAUGACCACUUCGGGAAAGCCCCAGGUACUGAAUCUGUUGUUCCGCCCAGUGGGGAGACUGGGCACGAGUCAGGGCCUGAGGAGGACUGGCUGAGACUAGGGGCAGAGGCCUGCAACUUCAUGCAGGCUCAGCGAGGACCCAGGCCACCCCCUGUGGCUCCAAAACCGCAAGCUCCUCCGAUGCCACAGCUGGCAGGGAAGGGCGGGCAACUGUUUGCCCGCAGACAAAGCAGGAUGGAUCGAUAUGUUGUGGAACGAUCUCCCUCUGUUGCUGCAGCACCUUACUCUCCUGCCCAGACAAGGGAGCCCUCACCCACGCCUUCUCUCCCUGCCACCUGGAAGUACUCAUCCAGCAUCCGAGCUCCGCCUCCCAUCAGCUACAACCCCCUCCUCUCACCCUCAUGCCCUCUGAAGGCCCAGAAGAAGCCAGAGGUAAAAAAGUGUGGGCCAGCUGGGUCGAAAGGGAAGAAAGCAGGCAUCAAACCUGUGGACAUCAUGAGCCACCAGCCCUAUCAGCUCAACUCCUCCCUGUUCAGCUAUGGGAGUGGGGUUCCCCAGGACACAUCAACCUAUCAGCAGCAGCGAGGAAUGACAGGUGGUCCUCAGAAAACAGCACGAAUAUACGAGGUGAAGCGCUUCUCCACGCCCCCACCGACAUCCACAGGACCUGCCCUCAAAGUUAUCGUCCCUCGAUCCGCUACGACACUCGGAGAACCGCUGUGGCACUCUGAUGUCACUUAUCCACCCACAGCUGGUCCCACCUCCUACCAACCCUAUCAGCCUCCACCCCAACCUUACCAACAUCAGUGGGCCACCGGCCCUCUGUCUCCCCCGCCGCCUCCUGCCCCCACCGCCCCGCUCCCUCAUCUCCCCACCUUCUCCUAUUCUCCAGCUCCAAACCCGGUUCAGUCCAGCACUUUCUCCCACCUCCAGCCCUCCAACGCUGCACAGGCCAGCAGGGAGUUCAAGAGCGCCCCAGAUCUUAGUCCCCUGAGUCCCACUGAAGCCUCUCAGCCAGCCCUCAGCAGCGCUUUGCCUGCCAGGGUACCGAGGCCCAGGUUCAGCACUUCCAACCUGGGCCUGCAGCCUAGCGUCUGGCGCCCUGGAUCCACCAUGCACUGACCUGAUUUUGGUCUGGACACAGGAAACCUGCAGGGCUCUAUAGGGAGCCAGAAGUGUUUUUAGUAGUGCCAUAUUUGUAUUCAUUGAUUUUAUCACCUUUUAUCUCAAGACCUGUUUGGAUUGGCCACACCUGUAGCACAUAUUGUAACUGACAUUUACUCUUUUAACAAAUUUCAUCUGGCUCCUUUAUCCAAUGCAUUUGGUUAAAUAUAAAGGGAACAAUGUGUUAUGAAAAAGAAAAUGUGGGAAAGAUAAAAAAAAGAAAAAUGGAGAUCAGUACAGAUUGAAAAGCUAGGAAGAGAUGCUCAAGAGAGUUUUGUAAAUAUUGUAUUGAAUGAUUAAAGAAUUGUGUUUUAGCAUAAAAAAGAAGAAUCGCGGAUGUGAAGAGACAAGACUGAUAGAAGAGAGGUAUAGUCGAGGAUGGGAAAAAAAUGAAAAGGCACUGAUGAAGUGACAUAAAAGAAACAUUAAUACCUGAUAAGUACAGAUAUGACUAAUCUGUAAACAUCCUGCAGUACAGUAUCAUAUGAAAACAUUUGUACUAACACAUUUGACAUGACUUCUGUAAUCCCCUCACUGUAAUAUAUAUUCUAAGUAUGUGUGUUUGAUAACAGAGUGUAUUUUUUUUCUAGUUGCAGAGAGCAGCGGUGUGAGCUUUGUUUUCUGUAGAUUUUAAUAGAGUGAAGCUGUCUCUUACAGUAGAUUUGAUUUCUGAUCUGCUGAUGUGGAACAAGAAAAGUAUAACGUGUCUGUUUAGCUGUGAUUCUUUUACAAGGAGACAUGCAGCUGAAUAAAAAUAGACAUGACUCACCUCA
Paralichthys olivaceus (Japanese flounder) is the source of this 4606-nucleotide messenger RNA. RefSeq names its product synaptopodin 2-like protein. Lineage: Eukaryota; Metazoa; Chordata; Actinopteri; Pleuronectiformes; Paralichthyidae. Gene Ontology annotation, cellular component: Z disc; nucleus; actin cytoskeleton. The record is from RefSeq and is a predicted model, not a curated record. Gene Ontology annotation, biological process: positive regulation of actin filament bundle assembly. Gene Ontology annotation, molecular function: actin binding.